AGUAACUCGGUACUGCAGACAUUUUUCCAUGCUCGGUAAAGUAGACGUGGCAAUGACGUCAGUACCGGAAAUGACCCGGAUCGGAACUUUAACUCCUGGGUAUACUAGUCUUCACCAGAAACACCGACGGGUCUGAUAAUAUGUUGCGAUACCGAUUCAGACAUGAAUGAUAACCACCUUUCGAUGUGAAUUUGUCCGUACACCGCGAGGUCUUAGUAUUUAUCAAUCAGACAGACCCCAGGAGGAAGAACCGGCUGCCCGGGUGGUGUUUGAUCUAUAGCGGGCAGGUGACUCACUAUCAGCGGCAGCAUGACGUGCCGUGACCGGACACUCGAGUUCCAGUCAGCGUGUAAAUCUCUCCAGGGCAGACAGCAGAAUGGAGUCCAGCCCAGUAAACCAGCGCUCAGUGCCCUCAGGCAGCGCAGUGACUUUACAGUUAUGGCCAAGAGAAUUGGGAAAGACUUGAGCAAUACAUUUGCCAAACUGGAAAAGCUCACAAUUUUGGCAAAAAGAAAAUCUCUGUUUGAUGACAAGGCGAUAGAAAUCGAGGAGCUGACAUACAUCAUUAAGCAGGACAUUAACAGUCUAAACAAACAGAUAGCACAGCUGCAGGACUUGGUGAGGUCCCGUGGAGCUCCAGGUGGCCGACACAUUCAGACCCACUCAAACACUAUAGUGGUGUCAUUACAGUCCAAGCUGGCAUCGAUGUCCAAUGACUUCAAAUCAGUCCUAGAAGUCAGAACAGAGAACCUGAAGCAGCAGCGCAGCAGGAGAGAGCAGUUCUCCCAGCCUCCGGCGUCGUCUUCUCCUCUCAUGGCCAACAACUUCAGGAGCCGCAAAAAAGGGGCCCAGGAGCCGCAUGCAGCUCGUGAGCCGCGCAAUGACUACCAGGGCUAUACAACCGCAAAUUACAAAGAUGGCUCGGUCCUGAUGCAGGAAGAGUCCCGGAGCCGGGGGGAUGUUGCUAUCGAUAUGGACUCUCCAAGUAAUCCUUUGCAGCUUCAGCUUAUUGAUGAGCAGGACUCGUACAUCCAGAGCCGUGCAGAUACCAUGCAAAACAUCGAGAGCACCAUCGUGGAACUGGGUUCCAUAUUUCAGCAGCUGGCGCACAUGGUCAAGGAGCAAGAGGAGACCAUCCAGAGGAUCGAUGCUAACGUGGAGGACACCCAGCUGAACGUGGAGGCUGCCCACACAGAGAUCCUCAAAUACUUCCAGUCGGUCUCCUCCAACCGCUGGCUGAUGAUCAAGAUCUUUCUGGUCCUCGUGGUCUUCUUCAUCAUCUUUGUCGUCUUCUUUGCUUAAAGGAAUGAGGAGCGGGGAAACGGUAUCGAAUGAGGGAGAAUAUAAUUAAAGCUAGACUAAGAGGAUGUA
This is a messenger RNA of Pundamilia nyererei, 1371 nucleotides long. It is a transcript of the gene stx5a, whose product is annotated as syntaxin 5A. Bases 310 to 1302 code for a protein of 330 amino acids. The transcript is spliced from 12 exons. Gene Ontology annotation, molecular function: SNARE binding; SNAP receptor activity. NCBI's taxonomy places the organism in Eukaryota, Metazoa, Chordata, Actinopteri, Cichliformes, Cichlidae. Gene Ontology annotation, cellular component: Golgi membrane; SNARE complex; endomembrane system. The record is from RefSeq and is a predicted model, not a curated record. Gene Ontology annotation, biological process: endoplasmic reticulum to Golgi vesicle-mediated transport; vesicle fusion; intracellular protein transport.